GAGGAUUUGAUCGCUGCUUGGGAGAACGGGAAGGCUUCACCCAUCGCUGAAGGGUCUUCUACUGCGCUUUGGCGAGUCUCCAAGAGCCUGUUCCAGGUAACUUUCAAUCACGAACACUGGACCUGUAUCUGGAAUGGAGAUUCCUCGGUACAUUCACUUCCCGUCUUCCGCUAGCAAGCCUCCAUCAGUCCUAAAGGGUUCACAAACGUCGAAAUCUCGCCGUCAAGCACAGAACAAGCCUCGAUCACGCUCUCGCGCUAUGACCUGUCUAUUGGGACGUCGUCACUCAGGGGUGGUGCGAGCCUGAUGGCCAGAUCUCGUUCUCUAUCGGUGCGAGCAGUAGGGACUUUAGGCCACAGGGGAAUAUUCCUACUUGAUCGUGCUUUUUGUUCGACACUUGUUGAAUCGAUUCAGUGCGUGUACUUAGUGGGUUUUUAUCGUAUUGGCGUAACGCUAGUAAUGCAUCAUGGGUCAAACAUAGUGUUGGCAGUAGGAUGUCUUCAAUACGCAGCGUGCAUCAAAAUACUCUACAAGUAGCAUUGCGUUCACGAUGUGCACACGAACGGUGUGGCAAGUCCAUUGCGCCUAUGCAACAACGUCCUUUUCUUCUUUUUCGACCUCGUAGUUCCAUCAUCGUCUGC
Suillus subaureus is the source of this 641-nucleotide messenger RNA. RefSeq lists its product as uncharacterized. The coding region runs from base 307 to 537 and encodes 76 amino acids. The transcript has 3 exons. Lineage: Eukaryota; Fungi; Basidiomycota; Agaricomycetes; Boletales; Suillaceae. The record is from RefSeq and is a predicted model, not a curated record.